AUGGAAGAGCUGCAGGAUAAAGAAGAGGAGCAGGGGGAGGAGGAGGACCACAGAACCAAGGCGUCGGGCUGGCCCCCACCACCACCGCCGCCACCGCCCGGCCCCUGGGGGUCCGCCCAGGGGCCCCCCAAUGGCUGGGACAUGGGCGCCAGUAGAGAGGGGCGUGACUGCUACAUCAACCUCCUCUCCCACUGUGGCUCCCUGGAGGAGGUGUGCCUGGAGGGGGACAGGUUCGUAGCCCCCGCCCCCCGGAAGGUGGAGAUGCGCCGCGACCCUGUGCUUGGUUUCGGCUUUGUGGCAGGAAGUGAAAAACCAGUGGUGGUGCGCUCAGUCACGCCAGGUGGCCCCUCAGAAGGUAGGCUGGUUCCGGGGGAUGAGAUCGUCAUGAUCAACGAGGAGCCGGUGGGAUCGGCCCCCAGGGAGAGGGUCAUCGACCUCGUCAGAAGCUGCAAAGAGUCCAUAGUGCUGACCGUCAUCCAGCCAUACCCAUCGCCCAAAUCAGCAUUCAUCAGCGCCGCCAAGAAAGCCAAGUUAAAGUCCAACCCCGUCAAGGUUCGCUUCGCCGAAGAGGUGGUCAUCAACGGCCAGAUCCCAGAGACGGUGAAAGACAACUCGCUUCUCUUCAUGCCAAACGUGCUGAAAGUGUACCUGGAGAACGGGCAAACCAAGUCCUUCAAGUUUGACCACAACACCUCCAUCAAGGAUGUCAUCUCGACCCUGCAGGAGAAGCUGUCCAUUAAGAGCAUCGAACAUUUCUCCCUGAUGCUGGAGCUCAGAGCGGAGGGCUCGGCCAGCAAGCUGAUGCUCCUCCACGAGCAGGAGAUGCUGGCUCAGGUGACCCAGAGGCCGGGAGCGCACAAGAUGAAAUGCUUCUUCCGAAUCAGCUUCGUGCCGAAGGACCCCCUGGAGCUACUGAGGAGAGACGGCGUGGCUUUUGAGUACCUCUACGUCCAGAGCUGCAAUGACGUGGUGUUGGAGAGAUUUGGGUCAGAGUUGAAAUACGACACGGCCCUUCGGCUGGCGGCGCUGCAGAUGUACAUCCUCACGAUCAGCACCAAGCAGUCACAGAAGGUUUCCCUCAAGUACAUCGAGAAGGAGUGGGGCCUGGCGUUGUUCCUGCCCCCUGCGGUGCUGUCCAGCAUGAAGGAGAAGAACAUUAAAAAGGCCCUGACUCACGUUCUCAAGACAAACCAGAACCUGGUGCCGCCCGGUAAAAAGCUGACAGCAUUGCAAGCCAAGGUCCACUAUCUCAAGUACCUCAGUGACUUGAGACUUUACGGUGGACGGGUCUUCAAAUCCAUCUUAGUGCAAGGCGAGAAGCACACAGAGGUGACCCUUCUGGUGGGACCGCGCUACGGCAUCAGCCACGUCAUCAACCCCAAGACCAACCUCGUGGCUCUGCUGGCUGACUUCAGCCACGUCAACCGCAUCGAAAUGUACGCCGAGGACGAGAAGAUGGUGCGGGUGGAGCUCCAUGUUCUGGACGUGAAGCCAAUAACUCUGUUAAUGGAGUCUGUUGAUGCCAUGAAUCUGGCCUGUCUGACCGCCGGCUAUUACCGCUUACUUGUGGACUCCAGGCGCUCUAUCUUCAAUGUGGCACGGAGCGGCGCUGAGAACGCGGAAGCGAGUCACGAGGCGAGAGUGAAGCAGAACUACCGGGCCAUCGAGUGGACCUACAGCACGCCCUACAAGGCAGCAGAGGACCGAGGCUGCGGUCAGCGGUGCGGCCCGGACUUCUCGAACCACCGCGAGUGUCACGAUUACCAGGGCGAGCGGGGGCGCUGCGAGAGCGAGAUCGAGCCGGUGUACAUCUCGGAGAUCCACCAGCCUCAGCACGCCGUGCACAUGGCGCACAGGGUGGAGCGCUGCCGGACCCCGCUACCCCAACCCUACCUCGGCGCCCCCAGGCCCAAACCCCAGGACUCGGCCCGGAACGCCAAGGUGUCCUUCAUAUUCGGGGACCCCCCCCUGGACAGCGUAAACCCCCAGAAUCUGGGCUACCAAAGACUGAUGGACGAGCAGGCGGAGGCCAUGGAUAACCACAGCCCCAUGUACGGGCGUCUGGAGGAGGAGGAGGAGGAGGAGGAGGAGUACAGGCUGAUGGAGGACGCCGCGGAGGACGUGGGGGGCUACCGGUACGCCGGCAAAAUCUUCGGCCCAAGGGAGUGCAUCGAGGAGCCGCUGCUGAGGGACAUCUGCUACGCUGAGACCACGGACGACGCAGAGGACGACGACGACGUCAGCUGCGAGGAGGACGCCUUCAUGAGCGACGUGGAGAAGCCCACCUUCCUCUCGCUCUCGGGGUCCAUCGACGACAUCAUCGACCUCACCUCCCUGCCCCCGCUGCCGGAAGGAGGCGACGAGGAGGACAGCGACGUGCUCCUGCACUCUCUCAACCUGGCCAUCGCCGCGCCUCCUCCAGGGUUCAGGGACAGCUCGGACGAGGAGGAGCACCAGCAGGGGGCCCGGGCCGCCGGACCCCACAGGGGGGCCCCCAACGACAUCCCCGUGUCCCUCAUAGACUCAGUGCCCACUCAGAGGACGACGGGCCCCGGAGAGCCGCUGGACGACGCGGUGGUGUCGACCCUGCGGGCGCUAGAGCAGCUCGCUGCAUCUGAGGACCAGAGUCCCGAGCAGUCCGAGAGCACAGGGGUGGACAUUUCCCGAGCCUUCAGUCCCGAGUCCUCGUCGGAUUCUGGGAACGAAACCAACUCCUCUGAGAUGACGGAGAGCUCCGAGCUGGCCUCCGCUCAGAGGCACUCCGAGAGCCACCUGAGGAUGGUUCACAUCGCCGAGGGCUACCACGGCAGGAGUGAAGAGAAGGCAGAGUUCAUCACUCCCGCCGAGAGGGGAGCAGAAGACGUGGACUACAACUCCCAGGUUCCCCGGGAGGAGGAAGAGGAGGCCAAGUCUUCAGCCGUCGCCUCCUCGCAGAUCCUACACUCCGAUGGGGGGGAGAUGGAACCAGAGACCAUGGAGACCAAGUCGCUCACCGACUACUUCUCCAAGAUGCACAUGGGCUCUGUGAUGAACCGGCAGUCAGGGACCCUGAGGGACCAGGACUGCAGGUUGGGGGGAGAUCCUGGCCAGCCCUCCGACUCAUCCAACGGGCCUUUCAAAGAGCUCCACAAAGAGGCGCUGCCUCAUCUAGUGGGGAGGUACAACGGCUUCACCGCCAGAGACUCUCAUUACAUGAACCAACUGGACCUUGGGCGGACUCACCCCCGGGAGAAGCAGCAGCCAUGGCAGCGUGCGCCCGGAACCAAAAUGUCGGAGAGUCACUCCCCCUCGGAAUGCUCGGUAGACUCACAGUCUUCCCACGCGGGCGUCCUGACGGAGCGGGGAGAAGAACGAUGCCAGCCGCUAAUUGCCCGUCAGCGAUCCCCAUCCGAGGGCGCCCGCAGCGACGCCGGCGGAGCGCAGGGUGGCGAGCAGCACAGCAUCAAGGCCGCGGCCGCUGCUGAGCACGACGGCCAGCGUCUCUAUGACUACCACCUGAGCAAGCGCAUGUCGUCGCUGCAGAGCGAGGGAGGCGCCCACUCCCUGCAGAACUCGCAGUGCUCCUCCGUAGACGCGGGCUGUAGCACCGGCAGCAGCUGCUGCGCCACGCCCAUGGACUCCCCGCUGUGCGCAGAGAGCAACUACACGCUGACCUCUGAGGGCUCCGGGCGGGGGGCAGCCUGCGCGGCGGCCGAGGAGAAGAUGUGUGGCGCCGCGGGCCAGGGGAGGAGCGGAACCCCACUGGACCCCACGCUGCUUAGGAAGAGCCACACAGCCGAGCCCGGCUACGGGACCCUGAGGGAGGGCAGUGGCCACCGGGGGCCCAAGAUUAAAGAAACCACAGGUAAAACUGAACUUAGGUUUGUAGCUUGCACACAACUGAAGCAGGCAUGGGAAGACGACCCCUCCUUAGCCCUCUGUAAUGAGACAAAUGCAGCCGCCACCACCACCACCACCAUCUCCACCUCCACCACCUCCACCGCCACCUCACCACCGCCAUUAAAGAGGACCACAGAUACCAGUGGGCAUUUACCGGGCCUGUACCCCUCCUCGAGAAAACCCCCACGUGAGUCGAGCACAGGCAGCCUCAGGAAACCGCGACGAGGGGGCGUGCUGAGGAGGAGCUGGAGCAGCAUGACACCUCCAGGGGCGAGGGGCUUCGACCUCCUGCUGGAGAAGACCAAGGCCACGUUCACGGGGAAGAGCGGCGGCCAGGACGGCCUACCACAAGCGCCACCAAAACAACAGAGGAGAUUCUACGGCAAAACAUUACCCAAGAGCUGGUCCCAACACGCCGUGGACUCGGUCAGCUCUUCAGGCCGGAAGCUCCUGCGGGGGUCCGCGGUACUGCUUCCUCCGUCGGCCGCGCCGAGGCUGAAGACAUCAGGCGCGUGGAGGUGUCAUGCUCCGUUCAGCCACUGCUUUCUGAGGGACCAUGUGAAUAACGACGGCGAUCCCGACGACAGGACGGUCCAAUUCCCUUUUCCUCUAUUAGCUGUGAGCCAGAAGCAACAGCAACCCACAAAGAACAUCACUGGUGAAGAACAAACAUCCUCCCUGAGGGCAGAACAACGAGGCGGUCCAACAAGCGCGGCCGCCACCCCCGGCAAUCAGGACAUGAGCCUCAAAGCCAGGCUGGCACGCGUGAGCUCCAUGAUGGGUAAAACCUACAGCCUGCCCUCUGGGUUUGAAGACGCCCGUAAGGACGCCUUAGAGAUGAUCGUUUUGGUGGGCUGGAGUCUCGGCCACGGGUCCGAGUGUGAAUGCCGAGAGGGCGGUGAGGAGACCGGGCAACCAGGGGAGCACUGCGAGGCACUGCAGGUGCAGGCCAAAGCCCUGAGCAGCGCCUGCAGCCAGAUGGCCCGUGAGCACGGCAGCCCAGAGGAGCUGCUGCUCACUCUGACACAAAGCUUCCACACGCUCUGCUGUCUGACGCAGGCUUGCAUGUCGCUGGUGGAAGGCCUGAGCGCCGAGCGGCAGCGGCGUGAGGUGGUGACCCGGGUGGACGAGGUCGUCAUGAACUACGUGUGUCUGCUGAAGGCUGCCGAGGCGGCGUCAGGAAGCAACUGCAAUGACCAAAGUGUGAACGCACUGACGCGUCACUCUGCCGCCAUGUCCGUCGUCAUCCACAACCUAACGCACUCGUUGAGAACACUGAUACACAAAGACACGGCCGCUCUGUCUCUGCUCUGCUCUGAGUUUUGAGUUAAAGCCAUACAUUUGCAACUGCGUCGAUAGACUUUGCCUUGUGUAUACAAUACUUAAUUAUGUAAGUAAAACGACUCUGUUGAUCAUAUUUCAACAUUUAAACAAUUAUACCAAGACCUCUAUAAAGAAUAUAAGUUAAACAUGGCCUAUAGUUCCCGACACCAAUGCUAGAUGGGAUUAUUUUAUCAAUGACCUUUUUGGGCUUUCCAUGUGGACGGUAAAAUAUUUUAAGGUGUUCUUUAAAUCAAAAAGCAUUCAUCAAUUAUAAAACUAUCGAGAGCUCUCAAGACAAAUCAUUGCAAACAAUGUGUUAAAAAAUUUGAGAUUGUUGACUUUUCUGUAGAUUUCAUGAAUACUUUGCACAUUAUCACUGAGAACUUUCCAUUUUUUGUCAGCACCCUCAUUAAACAUUUAAACUAUGAAAACACAAGAUAAUCUUUCUUUGUUUGUCAAUUAAGUUAUUAUGUUGCCUUUGAUGACAUUGUUGUUAUUGCGAUACUUAUUUUACGUGUUAAAGUUAAAAUUGCCUCAUAUCAUAUCCGUUAGAGUUGCGUAACGGAACUAAGGAUAAAACGUUUAAAAUGGAGUGCUUAAAAUCAACUUUCUAUGAUUAAAUCUAUGAUUUGAUGAGGACUCUAUGAUUCAUUGGAAUUAAAACAUGACCGAUCAAUGAACCCUAAAAAGGGAAGCAAAAAAAAGCUGCCUUCCGCAAUUUGUGGAUGGUUAUAUUAUGAUGAAGCUGCUGCAGGUUGAUUUAGUGUGUUCUCCCACAAGAGAAUGCAUUUAUUAUCCAGUGCUAUUGAAUUGACAUUUAACGACUUUUUGCUUUUUACAAAUAAUAUCUUGCGGGUCUAGCACAUGCACAAAGUUAUUCAAACACUCAUUUAAAAAAUGACUACUUAU
Gadus chalcogrammus (walleye pollock) is the source of this 6111-nucleotide messenger RNA. RefSeq names its product FERM and PDZ domain containing 4 (gene frmpd4). Lineage: Eukaryota; Metazoa; Chordata; Actinopteri; Gadiformes; Gadidae. Gene Ontology annotation, cellular component: cytoskeleton. Gene Ontology annotation, molecular function: protein binding. The record is from RefSeq and is a predicted model, not a curated record. The transcript is spliced from 17 exons. The coding region runs from base 1 to 5205 and encodes 1734 amino acids.